Molecule: messenger RNA, 2406 nt
Organism: Synchiropus splendidus (mandarinfish)
Lineage: Eukaryota; Metazoa; Chordata; Actinopteri; Syngnathiformes; Callionymidae
Gene: ak8
Product: adenylate kinase 8
Exons: 14
Coding region: 90-1430 (446 amino acids)
Biological process (GO): nucleobase-containing compound metabolic process
Cellular component (GO): cytoplasm
Molecular function (GO): AMP kinase activity; ATP binding
Source: RefSeq, a predicted model, not a curated record
UAAGUAUCUACUCCAUUUGUUAGCUGUGGCUGGCUCCCGCCACUUGCUCACCAGCAUCCGUUUCGUCUAAAGAGCUGCGUAUUGUCGGGAUGGAGGAGACUGUCCGUCAGUUGUCCUCGUAUGCUGAUCAACACAAAAUUCGUGACCUGGUGCAGGAACUGGUGUGCGGUCUCCUGCGGGACCAACCCGAGGACCCUGUGAGUCACCUGUUGACUCUGCUGAGGAGGAAACGCCACGCCCCCCGGGUGCUCAUCCUCGGCCCUCCCAGUGUCGGAAAACGAACUCUAGCCCGGAAGCUGUGUGCCGAGUUGGGGGCCGUCCAUGUUACCCUGGAAAGUUUACAAGUGGGCCAAUCGGAGCUGACCGUCACUGAGCAGGUUGCACUGCUGCAUCACAAACUGCAGGGGGAAGAUUGCAUCAUCAAGGGUUGGGUGCUUCAUGGGUUCACUGUGGCGCAUAUUCAGAGUCUGCUGCAGGGCAGCGCUCUCCCUGAUCAUGUUGUGCUCCUGGACGCUCCUCUAGAUGUGUUGGCAGUCAGGAGUAGCGGCCGGAUGCUGGAUCCUCUGACAGGAGAUGUGUACCAUCAGACUUUUGUGAGGCCACUCCAUGAUGCUGUGGUGCAGCGGCUGGUUCUGGCGCCGGGUCCAACAGAGAAGCAGCUGGAGAAGGAGUUGCUGCGACACCGGUGUGAUGUCACCGGACUGAGCUUCACUUUCCAACACACACUGAGGUCCUUCAAUGCCGACGUGCCGCCCCUGGAGCUUUUCCAUCAAGCCCUCGCCUUCAUCCGCACAGGUCGCUGCUAUAGAACUCCCAGAGUGCUGCUGCUGGGCCCGCCUGGAUCAGGGAAAAGUCUUCAGGCACAGCUGUUGGCAGACAAAUACAAGAUGGUGGAUGUGUGCCCCAGUCGGCUCUUGAGGUCAGUGGCAGCAGACGGGUCGUCUCUGGGGACUCGGGUCCGAGUGUAUGUGGAGGAGGAUCAGCCUGUUCCAGAAGCACUGCUGCUCCAGGUUCUGGAGGAGCGGCUGAGUGAACCAGACUGCAGCAGCAGAGGCUGGAUCCUCCACGGUGUACCCCGAGACCUGCAGCAGCUGAGGUGGCUGCAGGAGGGCCCACACCGGCCCAACAGGGUUUUUUUUCUGGACCUGACGGACCACAUCUGCCUGGAGAGAGUCUGUCAGAGAGCAACGGACCCGAUCACCGGAGAGAGGUACCACGCUGUGACCCAACCUGCUCCAACAGACCAGGUCCAGAAGCGACUGCUGACCCGACCAGAAGAUCAGAUCCAGUCUGUGAAGCGCUUGCUGGAGGAGUUCAGGACGCAUAGGGCCGCCCUGCAGUCUGCUUUUCCAGAUAUGAUCCAAAUCGACGCCGACCAGGAUCCUGGGUGUGUGUUGGAGACCCUGGAGCAGCGACUGACCACCACCUGAUCAGUGGAUCACUCCACCUACAGCUUGUUUGGUUGUUCUUGAGUGUAAACACCAGCACGUCAUGUUGACAGACAGAAGAGCUAUGAUUAAUGUGUGUGAUGGUGUGAAGUGCAGCAGCAAAUAUUUAUAUCGUCAUCGGAGGGAAAUGGCAGGAGUGGACAGCAGAAAAAAGGAGACUUACAAUUAAGACCACAAACAUUCCUGUGAAAACAGCUAAUGACACCAGUAGACAUCAGAUUAAGUGGACUUGCAGGUGCAUCAUUUAACAAGGAACAAGUGAUCUGUGUAGAAAAGCAGGAAACGGCAAAGCAAAUUUUCUUGUGCUGUCCAGGAUAAAAAGACGAAAAAGGAAAAAGAGCCAAUGAAAUCCUGGUGUGGACCUGAUUAACAAAAUAUAGGACUCGAGAUGAUGCAGACUGAAUUAACCAGCGGGGGGCAGCAAUGCGCUAAACAGUGUUUAGUCUGUGAAAAGAAGAAGAGCUGAAGCGUUGCCCAUCUACUUCCGCCUUGUGACCUAAGUAACAAAAAAAAAAAAAAAUGAACAGGAGUCAAGAAAUGAAACUUAUUUUCCGACCUAUCUUGAAAUAUGCCAUAAAUCUCAGUGCACAGAUUUUCGACGUGUUUUUGUGUAUGUAUUUUUGGCUACUCAAAUUUUCUCGAGCAGCUGCGACCAGGCAUUUCCGUCUACGACUGAUGACGUGUGAUGCCCCAUACCCAUCUGUUGCAGCUCAACUUUGAUGUUUAGGGACAUCUAAUCUAAUAAUACAUACACAAAAAUAUGUUGCUUGUCCAGUGAUGUCACAAUACAGAGACAAACUAUUUAGUGUUCAAUAUAAUAAGAUUUAUACUGAACACACAAACACACAGUAAAGCAUGUUUACAUUAAAGUGCAUGUGAACAUUAUAUUUGCAUUAUUAGAUAGAGCAUGUAAAGCGGUCAAAUUCUUUGAAACUGUUCAAGAGGAAAAAUUGUGCUA